GUGGCACACGGAGCUGAGGCUCCCAGCAUGGAGUGGAGUUACCUGUUGGAAGUGACCUCGCUGCUGGCCGCCUUCGCGCUGCUGCAGCGCUCGAGCGGCGCGGCAGCCGCCUCAGCCAAGGAGCUGGCGUGCCAGGAGAUCACCGUGCCCCUGUGCAAGGGCAUCGGCUACAACUACACCUACAUGCCCAACCAGUUCAACCACGACACGCAGGACGAGGCGGGCCUGGAGGUGCACCAGUUCUGGCCGCUGGUGGAGAUCCAGUGCUCGCCCGACCUCAAGUUCUUCCUGUGCAGCAUGUACACGCCCAUCUGCCUGGAAGACUACAAGAAGCCGCUGCCGCCCUGCCGCUCGGUGUGCGAGCGCGCCAAGGCCGGCUGCGCGCCGCUCAUGCGCCAGUACGGCUUCGCCUGGCCGGACCGCAUGCGCUGCGACCGGCUGCCCGAGCAGGGCAACCCCGACACGCUGUGCAUGGACUACAACCGCACCGAUCUCACCACGGCCGCGCCCAGCCCGCCGCGCCGCCACCCGCCGCCGCCGCCGCCGCUGCCCGGCGAGCAGCCGCCCUCCGGCAGCGGCCACAGCCGCCAGCCGGGGGCCAGGCCCCCGCACCGCGGCGGCGGCAAGAGCGGCGGCGGCGGGGACACAGCGGCGCCCCCUGCGCGCGGCGGCGCUGGCGGCGGCGGGAAGGCGCGGCCCUCUGGCGGCGGCGCGGCGCCCUGCGAGCCGGGCUGCCAGUGCCGCGCGCCCAUGGUGAGCGUGUCCAGCGAGCGGCACCCGCUGUACAACCGCGUCAAGACAGGCCAGAUCGCCAACUGCGCGCUGCCCUGCCACAACCCCUUCUUCAGCCAGGACGAGCGCGCCUUCACAGUCUUCUGGAUCGGCCUCUGGUCGGUGCUCUGUUUCGUCUCCACCUUCGCCACCGUCUCCACCUUCCUUAUCGACAUGGAGCGCUUCAAGUACCCCGAGCGGCCCAUCAUCUUCCUCUCGGCCUGCUACCUCUUCGUGUCGGUCGGCUACCUGGUACGCCUGGUGGCGGGUCAUGAGAAGGUGGCGUGCAGCGGCGGCGCGCCCGGGCCGGGGGCCGCGGGGGCCGCGGGAGGCGCGGCGGCCAGCGCUGGGGCGGCGGGCGCGGGCGCGGGCGGCCCGGGAGGGCGCAGCGAGUACGAGGAGCUGGGCGCCGUGGAGCAGCACGUGCGUUACGAGACCACUGGUCCCGCGCUGUGUACCGUCGUCUUCCUGCUCGUCUACUUCUUCGGUAUGGCCAGCUCCAUCUGGUGGGUGAUCCUGUCGCUCACGUGGUUCCUGGCGGCCGGCAUGAAGUGGGGCAACGAGGCCAUCGCCGGCUACUCGCAGUACUUCCACCUGGCCGCCUGGCUCGUGCCCAGCGUCAAGUCCAUCGCCGUGCUGGCGCUCAGCUCCGUGGAUGGCGACCCGGUGGCGGGAAUCUGCUACGUGGGCAACCAGAGCCUCGACAACCUGCGCGGCUUCGUGCUGGCGCCGCUGGUCAUCUACCUCUUCAUCGGCACCAUGUUCCUGCUGGCCGGCUUCGUGUCGCUCUUCCGCAUCCGCUCGGUCAUCAAGCAGCAGGGCGGCCCCACCAAGACGCACAAGCUGGAGAAGCUCAUGAUCCGCCUGGGCCUCUUCACCGUGCUGUACACCGUGCCCGCCGCCGUCGUGGUCGCCUGCCUCUUCUACGAGCAGCACAACCGCCCGCGCUGGGAGGCCACGCACAACUGCCCGUGCCUGCGGGACCUGCAACCGGACCAGGCCCGCCGGCCCGACUACGCCGUCUUCAUGCUCAAGUACUUCAUGUGCCUCGUCGUGGGCAUCACCUCGGGCGUGUGGGUCUGGUCGGGGAAGACGCUCGAGUCGUGGCGCGCCCUGUGCACGCGCUGCUGCUGGGCCAGCAAGGGCGCCGCGGCAGGCGGGGGCGCGGGCGCAGCGGCGGGGGCGGGCGCGGGCGGGGCGGGGGGCGGCGGCGCGGGGCCUGGCGGGGGCGGGGGCUCCCUCUACAGCGACGUCAGCACCGGCCUGACGUGGAGGUCUGGCACGGCCAGCUCCGUAUCUUACCCCAAGCAGAUGCCAUUGUCCCAGGUCUGAGCGGAGGGGAGGGGGCACCCGGAAAGGGUGCGGAGGGGGGUGUGUCGGGGAGAGCAAGUGCGAAGGGACACUUGACGGCCUAAGGUUCCCACCCCUUCACCGUGUUGAUUGCUAUUAGCAUGAUAAUGAACUCUUAAUGGUAUCCAUUAGCUGGGACUUAAAUGACUUGCUUAGAACAAAGUACCUGGCAUUGAAGCCUACCAGACCCAGCCCCCUUUCCUCCAUUGAUAUGCAAGGAGCUCCUAUCGCCAGGCGUUAAUAUCUGUUGGCAAAGGAGGGUGGACUCUGCAGAGCUUCCAGAACCCGAGGUUUGGAGCAUUCACUGGUUGCCCUUUAACGAGUUGAAGCAAGAUCAACAGACUUCAACUGAGGGACCUACUUUGACUUUCCUACAUAAACUCUUACUCUUGACCUAUCCUAGAGGAGGGCUGCCACGACCUAAGGAGAUUGCACGGUUUGGGUAGUCUAAAUGACCAGGCAGAUGCCUUAAAUAAACAAACAAGAAAUGUCUUAAUUAUACACCCCAAGUAAAUACGGGUUUUUUACAUUAAAGGAUGUAUUUAUAUAAUUAUUUGUUAAAUUGUAAAAAAAAAAAAAAAUUGUGUAAAAUAUGUACAUAUCCAAA
Molecule: messenger RNA, 2728 nt
Organism: Choloepus didactylus (southern two-toed sloth)
Lineage: Eukaryota; Metazoa; Chordata; Mammalia; Pilosa; Megalonychidae
Gene: FZD8
Product: frizzled class receptor 8
Biological process (GO): canonical Wnt signaling pathway; non-canonical Wnt signaling pathway
Cellular component (GO): plasma membrane
Molecular function (GO): Wnt receptor activity; Wnt-protein binding
Source: RefSeq, a predicted model, not a curated record